This is a messenger RNA of Cannabis sativa, 5227 nucleotides long. RefSeq lists its product as uncharacterized. Lineage: Eukaryota; Viridiplantae; Streptophyta; Magnoliopsida; Rosales; Cannabaceae. Bases 2424 to 3842 code for a protein of 472 amino acids. The record is from RefSeq and is a predicted model, not a curated record. The transcript has 4 exons.
GAAUAGUGUUCAGUGUACUUAUGAUAAGGGUUAGUCCAAAAUCUUAGUGGGCAUAAAAAAAAUAGGUAAAUACUAUUUUGGACCUUUUGUUUUACAAAAGUUACCAAUUGGACCCUGUGUUUUGUUAAAUGACAAAAUGGACCCUGUAUUUUCUAAAAUAGUACAAAUAGGACCCUAAAUUGAUUUUUUGUCAAAAUAAAAUUUAAUUAUAAUCCGAUCUAAAAGUGUUAUGACAAAGCUGUUUACAUUUUUUGUAUCUAUUCGUAUUAAGCAUUGUCUUCAAGUUGGUUGUAUUAAAAAAAAUUGUUAAAAAUUAAGCUUAGGGUCCUGUUUUUACAAUUUUAGAAAAUACAGGGUCCAUUUUAUCAUUUAACAAAAUACAGGGUUCAAUCUGUAACUUUAGCAAAACACAGGGUCCAAAAUGGAAUUUACCCAAAAAAAAUUGGACCCUUAUUUGAAAAAAAAUGUAGUAUGCUUCAAUAUUAGUAAAAAAAAUUGUAUUUUUAAAAGGAAAUAAAUAUUUUUAGUUCUCUGAGCUAGGUGGAUCUUAAGUAUAAGCCUACUCUUGAUGAACGAUUCAGCUGGUGAAUCUCACCAAUUAUGUUGUUCGUUUAUUGUUUCCAACUAGGGCAUUACAAAAAUAAAAUUAUGUGGGCACGACAAAUAUAGUGGCCCAAAAUCCAUUUUUUCGGGGAAAUUUACACCCACUACUGAUUUUUCCCAUUUUAUUUCAUUUAUACUGUGCCACGCUGGAAACAACAUUUAUACUGUUUUUUUUUUUUGGCAGUUUACUGCCUUGAAACUUUAGCCGUGUAAGGGACUUCUCAUUGCCACUUGUCACGAUAGGGUUUUGCCACGUUUAUUUUUUUUUUUUAAAAAAAUAUUUUUAAUUGUUUGAUUUAACGGUUAUGUGUUCUGAUCAAAAAGGUAUUGUAUUUAUGUAUUUUUCUUUUAUUUUUUUUUAUUAUUUUCGAAUAUAAAUUUUGUAAUUGUAAAUCUCUCUCACCUCAACUGUUCAUCUUCUUCCCCAUUUUCAGUUUUCUUAUACGGUUGUAGUAGUGGGUGGUUUUUUCAUUUUAAAAAAUUUCAAAUCCCAUCCCACUAUCUUAAACUUCCCUCUCAUUUUCCCUCCCAUUUUUAUUAUUUUUGUCUAUAAAUACCUUCAUAGUUCUUGAUAAUGGCCGUUACUCGUUCAUCACCAUCUCCGGCUAAAGUUACAAAACCCACAAAACAAUCGCAGAAAACCAGACCCAAAUCAAAAAUGGGUAAAAAAAAUCUGAAAGAGAACCCUCCUAGCCCCACUUCCCCUUCUGUUAAAAGAAAAACCAUUGCUGGACCUUCGAAGAACACUCGAGGAAAAAGACCUCGAACUGUUGUUGAAAAUUCAGACUCAGAUUUUGAGUUGGAUUCUGAAUUUCUUAAGUCGCCUGUUUCUGUUAAGGUAUUUUACUAUUUAUCUGUUGUUGUUUUUGAGGUUUUUUGUUUUUUUUGUUAAAUUCGAUUUUUGAAGUUCAUAUAUCUGGGUAUUUGUUUGUUUUUGUUUAUGUAUUUGUAAUUGUUUUAUAUAUAUUGUUUGAUUUAUUUAUGUGUUUUUGUUAAUUUUUUAUUUGUUGUUUUGUUAGUGUUGUUUUGUUUUAUUUUAGGGCAAGGGUAAAUCCCCUGUAAAGGUGUUGCCAUCAUCAGGUGUUUCUGAAGAAAUUCCUGUUAAUAGGAUUGUUGAGGUUUGUCAUGUUAUGCAUUUUGUUCUAUGUUUUUUUUAUUGUUUUUUUGUUGUUGUUAUUUUCGUAGUGUUUUAUGGUGUUUUAUCAGUGUUUUUAUUGUUCUGUUUUUUAGGAUUGGGAAUGCAAGUACACCCGAUCUCAAUUCUAUCAUUCUAGAGUAGUAACAUCUGGGUAUUACUCUGUACUUGGUGACAUUAAGAGAAUUUUAACUGAAAGCCAAUUGGAAAUUUUUUCAAAAUCUGUGUUUGGUUAUUUUCUUCGAAUUCCUGAGUACAUAAUUCAUUACCAAUUGCUUCAUUGUUUGCUGUUGAGGGAGGUUCAGCAGCCUAAUGGGUUGGAGUUUUGGAUUUGUGUCCAAUGGAAAUACCUUAGGUUUAGUAUCGAAGAGUUUGCGUUGGUCACGGGGUAGAUUGUCAUGUUGAUUCUGAUUUUUAUCAGUUUAAGCAAGAUGAUAAUGAAUUGGUCAAACAUUGUUUUAAGGGGUACAAAAAAAUUACCAAGGGUGCUAUUCAGACUGCUUUUAUUGCUGACAAUCUUAAGGAUAACGACGAUCUUGCAGUCAAGUUGGCUGUAUUGUAUUUUGUGCAGUGUUAUUUGUUAGGUAGUCCCCCGGGUAAAGUUGUUUCGUCUGAGGAAAUAGAUGUUGUCGAUAGUGGUCGAUAUAAUGAAUUUGGGUGGGGCAAGCAUUGUUUUGAUAUCACUAUGCAUUCUUUGAAGGGUAAGAUAGAUUCUGGUUAUAAGAGGGUAGUUCGUAGUGACGAGGAUGGUGGGUAUUACAGGUUAUUGGGUUUUCCUUUGGCUAUUCAAUUCUGGUUUUUCGAGUGUUGCCCGUAUGUUAUUGGGAAACUGUCCUUGUACUCAAAUGUUGGCAUUCCAAGGAUUUUGAAUUGGCCUAAAUUACCCAAGGACAAGGAGGGUAUGGUGAAAAUGGAUGUCAUGAACACCCUCAUUUUCGAUCGGUCUUUGAAAGAGUUAAAAUUAAGAAACAUCACUCCAACUUCCGUUGAGAGAUUGAGUUUGAGCCUCACUGAUUUUUUCUCUGGUGAGACUACUCCCGAGGCUGUAAAAUUCAAAAUUAAAGGUGGUUCCAAGCCUGCUGGUCAACCUGGCUUGAUGGGUUCUUCUUCAUCAUCUGCUCAUGAGAAUGUCUCCCGAGUUGAGUUUGAGGAAUUUAAAAAGUGUUUAUCUGUUGUUGUCAGCCAGCAAGGGAUUCUUAUGAAAUCUGUUGCUGAGAUGAACAAGAAGCUGGACAUUCUUAUUGAGUCAUCCCAAGGUGGUCUUACUCACAAUGGAUCUCAGUCUGAAGAUGCUCUUCGUACUUCAGAAAAUGAGGAUGAUGAAGAUUCCACUUCGGAGGAAGACGAGGAUGAUAAAUUCGACGAUGACAAAGGAGAUGAUCAUCAUGACGAUGAAACUGAUGAUGAUGAUGAUGAUCUGGGUGGAGAUGGUGUUGGUGCUGGUCAGGAUGAGGCUCACACGGGCGAUGUUCGUAACGAUGAGGGUGUUGUUGUCCCCGAGGUUGUUUCGAGGGAUGAUGAUACCGGCAAGGUGGAUGAUGCCAAGAAUUCUGACCCUGUGGAACCUAUUGCAGAGAUCAAACAGAUGUAUUUCUUGUUUGGACAUCAUUUUUUUUGUGCUUUUUUGUGUGGAUUUCUGUGUUUUGUGUUUGUUUUAAUAGUUUUUUACUGUUUUUUUUGUUGUCAGCCUGAACAGUCUCAAGGUGGGGAGGAGAACAUUGAUGUUGAUGCAACAAUUGCAUCUGCUGUUAAAGCUGUGGAGAAUUUGAUUGGUUCCUCAACUCAUGCCCCUGCUCCUGUUGAGACUUAUGAGAAGACUGAUCUUGAAAUGGUUGUUUUUCAAGAGACUCCUAUUUUACGUCCUCAAAAGAGGGAUCGGAAGAAAGGAGCUGUUUUGAAAUCCCCAUUCAUUGAGCUUGCUUCUGGUGCAUCUAAAUCAGGUUCAUCCUCAGUUUCUCCUGAUGAUUCUGUGUAUAAGGUCGUUAAAUAUGUGCGUGGUUUGUGUCCGUUGGACAACAAGAUUGGUGAACCUGUCGAUCCACAAUUGGAAGCUGAGUUUGUCAAGUGGGUUGAUACAGGUCUUAGAAAGCAUAAAUCUAAGUAAGUAUUUUUGUAGGUGUUUUCAGUUAUAUAUCUGUUAUCGUUUUCCAUUUAUUUUUUAUUUUUUAUUUGUGUUUUGAUAUUUUUUUUUUGUUUUUUUUAGCACAACAACUAAUGUGUAUUGUAAGGGUAAGGACACAAUAUUUCUGCCAUUUCGUUUUGGUGUUGAGGACAUCAGUAACAAGAUGUGGUUUCACAACCUUGCCUACCCUAAUUGUUUCCUUACCAAUUCUGUAAGUUUUUAUUUUAUUAUUAUUAUUAUUUUACAUAUUGUUUUUUUAUUUAUUUUUUUUAAUGUUUUUAAGUGUUGUUCUGUUAGUUUUUUAUAAGUUUGAAUGUUUUUUUACUUACUUUUUUUUUUCUUUUUGUUCAGCACAUUGACAUCAUUUUCUAUUAUCUUCGUAAGAAAAUAAUGUACUCAGCCGAGCCGAAAAUCAAAGUCACCACAACUGAUUGCCUCUUUUGUUCUAGCAUAACAACUUUGUAUGAGAAGUUUGUUGAGAAAAACAACGAUAUAUCGGUGUUGUCUCUUUCUCACAAUGUGGCCCAGUACAUACAAGGUGGUAAGAUAUUAUGUGCCACUCCUUGGCAUUUGGUUGAUCAUGUUGUUAUGCCUAUCAAUGUAAAAUUACAGGAUCAUUGGAUUUGUGGUCGUCUUAACAUAGUUGACAGGCGCAUAUCUCUGUACAAUUCAUUGCGUUCUGGGAGGUAUAUGACAGCUGCCAAAGAGGCUUGCAAGCCUUUCUCUGUUAUUUUACCAUAUUACUUCUCUAUGUUAGACUUCAAAGGCCUUCGCAACGAAGCUAAGUUUAGCACUAUGGAACCGUUCCCUAUUGUUGCUGUUGAUGGUUUACCCGAGCAGGUCACAGCGUAAGUUUUAUGUUUAGUGUUCAAUGUUUUUCACUGGUUGUUUGUAUUUUUAUUUUUUUGUUAUGUGACUUUGUUUUUUAUCAGUGUUCUCAUAGUGUCUUUUUUGUGUUUUCUUGUGUUUUUUUUCCAGUGAUUGUGGUGUUUUUGUUGCAUCAUUUGCUGAGUAUUUCAUUGAUGACAAACCCAUCCCAUCCUCUGAUUUUGAUGUGGAAAUUCACCGCGAUCGUUUGGCUGUGUUAUUUUAUCAAUAUGGGAUGAAGAAGCAAACUGAGAACAUUGAAAGUGAAUCCGAGGCCCCUCCCAGCCUUCCCAAGAAGUGAUUUGUUUUUUCAAUCAGACUGUCAUUGUUCUUAUAGUUUUUUAAUGUUUUUUAUGUUGUUUUUCGUAUACAAACAUUGGUGUUCUGUUGUGUUUCCUUACGUUUUGUGUGGACAAUAUGUAAUCUUUUAUUUUUGUAUGUUUUUUCUUAUUAUUUUUAUGUACAAACAAGUUGGUAUGUUAAAGUUGUUAGUUUUUUCA